This is a messenger RNA of Maudiozyma barnettii, 2544 nucleotides long. RefSeq names its product Gyl1p (gene GYL1). The coding region runs from base 1 to 2544 and encodes 847 amino acids. The record is from RefSeq and is a predicted model, not a curated record. NCBI's taxonomy places the organism in Eukaryota, Fungi, Ascomycota, Saccharomycetes, Saccharomycetales, Saccharomycetaceae. The transcript has a single exon.
AUGGCGAGAAAUAAUAAUAAGAAGAAACAAAGAAAUAAGAAGAAUAAGAAUAAAAUGAGUAACUCUCAAGUGGAUUUGAAUGGCUCGACUGAAAAUGUAGUGACUGACGAUAAUAUAGUCGAGGAUAACAGUAACGAUGAUAACAAUACCGAACUCGAAAUGGAGCAACCAAUUGAUAAUAAAAAGGAAGAAGGAGAAGGAGAAGGAGAAGAAGUGGUAGUAGGUGCCAAUCAAGUGAACACAGAUCUUAAUGAUGCUCCUGAAACUGAUUUGAAUGAUCUACCAGUAGAACAUAAAAUGAAUGAUGAGGUUGCAAUGGGGGAUGAAACUGUCAAUGAAAUUAGUAAUGUUCCAGAAAAUGAGAAAAUUGCAAAGGAGGUUGAACAUAAUGUUACAACUGAAACAGAGGACCAUUUUGAAAAGGGGUCGAAUGAAAAUGAGGAGGAAGAAGCAGAAGCAGAAGAAGAAGCAGAAGAAGAAAUAAACAUUCCUGGGUCACCUGUAAUUGAAGAACAAACCACAAAUAUUGAGAAUGGUGCAAUAGAAGAAUCUGUUGAUACUGUAGCUACUACUCCUGCUACUGCUUCAGAAGAUGCAACUGUCGAAAAUAAUAGCACCGAUUUAGUGGAAAAAGAAAGUAUUGCAAUUCAAAAACAAAUAAAUGAAAACUUUCCUGAAGAAGAACCUGAAUUUGGUAUAGAACUUGAUAAUGCAGAAGACAAAGAUAAAGAAGAAGAACAAAUGCAAAAAGAUGUCGCAGAAUCAAUGGACGAUAACACAAUAGAAACUGCCCAACAGAAUGACGGAACAGAAUCUACAAUCACUUCUUCAGUUCCAGUGCUACCUCCAAGACAUGCAAAUACUGAGUCUACAUCGCAAGCUGAACUGGCUCCUCCACCAUUACCUGCAAGACAAUCAUCUGUAGAAGAUAAUGCUUCGCAUGUUUAUAAUACAGAGCCUUUAAAUCAAAAGAGUAUGAUCCUAAAUAGAUUAGAUUUGACGAUAAAAUAUUUAAAGGAUAACGACAGAUUUGUCGAUAAACCAAAAGGAGAUCUAAUAUCGCCACAGAACUUAAAGGAUUCAAUUUGGACCAAUAUAAUAAAUGAUCCCGUUCAAAAUAUACCUAUUUCAGCUGAAACUUUGGAAAAUGAAAUAGUGAAAGGGAUUGACCCAACUUUGCGUCCUUUAUUAUGGAAAUCUCUUACGUUAGGGUAUUGUCGUGAUUGGGAACCAAUAUACAAGGCUCUUGUUGGUAGAACAAGUAUUCAGAAUAAAUAUGCUAUUGUGUCUGAAAUCAAAAACUAUCAAGACUUACAAGAAAAUGAUAUCGAUUCUAUUUACAACGCCAUUUCUGCAUUAGUAUCACUGGAUUCUACAAUCCAACCUACACCCCAAUCAAUAGCAUUGGCAGUGGCAAUAUAUAGGGUAUAUGAAAACGAACUAGAUGCCUUUGAUGUGAUGGUGACAUUGUUAAAAACAUAUGAGGGUGCAGCUUUGUACUCAGAAAACAGUGAGACUCUUGCAAUGUUACUAUAUCAGUUUGAUAGAUUACUGGAAGAAAACUGCCACGAUCUAUAUACGCAUCUGAUCAAGAAGGGGCUUCGCUCUUCAAUGUUUGCCGCUGAUUGGCUCUUAAGCAGUUUUGCAUCGGUACUACCUUUGAAUUAUAUUCCUCAGAUCCUAGAUGUAGUUAUUCUUGAAGGUAUACCGGCUCUGCUGAAGUUUUCAUUAGCUUUAAUGAUGAAGAAUGAAGAUAUCUUGUUACAACUCGAAUUUGAUGAUCUGUUUUUCUACUGUAGGAAAAGACUAUUUGAACCAUACCUAUUAAAGGGUGCUUUAACUGAUGAAAAUGGAACCAUUGCGGAUAAUGAGGAAAAUGAAGAUGCAAAUGAAGAGAGUGAAACAUCUAGUGUUGAACAUACGAGACUUGUUGUAUUAAGAAAUGAUAACUUUGAUAUCCAACAAUUCUUAGUUGACGCGAUCGAGAAGACAAGGAUUACACCAGAAUUAAUAAAUCGUUAUAGUGACGAAUAUGUGGAGAUCCAUAGAAAUGAGCUUGCCCAAGAGGAACAAUUUCAACAGAUGAGAGAUGAAAAUUCUAAAUUACAGAACGAAGUACGUGAAUUAGAGAGGGAUUACACUUCGCUAAAUAGGGAACACGUCACAAUAGCUAACGAGCUAUUACAAAAUGAUAUAAAAAUUGAAGGUGUUACGGAAGCAAAUACGAGGAUGAAAAUGGAAAUUUUACAAUUGAGAAAGCAAUUGGAUACACAGAUACAGAAAAAUAAUAGUAAUAGCAGUGUUCUAGUCCCUAGUGAUAUCCAAAAAGAUUUAGAAAUGACCUUAAAAAAGAAUGGUAAGGUCAUGCAACAAAACUUAAUUUACCAAGAUCGUAUAACUACUCUAGAGAAACUGAUAAGUGACAUAAAGACAGCUACUGCUGAAGGAAUCGAUUAUGAUGCUGCCAAUGGCAUCUCAUCUGGCGCAUUUAAAAGUCCACUUCUCUCUGGUGGAUGGACUGGUUUCAAAAAAGUCUUUAAAUAG